UGAUGUAAUUGUUCAGAUUGUGGAUGCAAGAAACCCCCUCUUGUUUAGGUGUGAAGAUCUGGUAAGAAUGAAACUAACUUUCAAUGUUUAUUUUUCCAACAAUUUUGCUAGAACACAUAGCAUAGGAUAAUUGUUUACUCCUGUCCAACUGCAUUUUUGUUUGUUUGUUAAGGUUAACAUGCCUUAGAAUAAGCUAAGAUUUUUUAAUACUUCCAUUUUUUUUAAUAUGAUAUUAAUUUUUGAGAAUAAAGUUGUUUUUCAUUACCUCUCAUUUGUGUUACAACUUUUUCCCCCUUUAAUUUUUUGUAACAUCAAGGAUACGACUGAACCAAAACACUACACAUUUUAAAUCAGUGAACUUUAUCAUAAUGGGAUGUAUUUAAAUUAUGUACUCAUUAUCUUUCCACUGUUGUUAUUUUGAUAGGAAAACUAUGUUAUUGAAGUUGAUCCAAACAAGUGCAAUCUUUUACUCAUAAACAAAGCUGAUUUUUUGUCUCCAGAACAAAGGUGAUAAUAAAAUUCUUCUUAACUCCUCUUUAUGUUACCUGUAUAUGAUUUUAUCACUUAAUUAUUUAUAUAUUGUUUGUAGAUGUUCAUGGGCAAGAUAUUUCAAAAGUAUUGGGUUACCGGUAGCUUUCUGGUCUGCACAGCAAGAAAAUGAUCGAUUGAUGAAGGUAGGAGAAUGAUGGGUGUAAUAAAAUAUUUAAGGAUGUAACUGAAAACUGUGACCAAAAGUGCUGUAAUUCCCUCCAAUAUUCUCAAUGUUUUUUGAUCUGCCAGUUUUCACCAAAAGAACAAGGAUAAAACUACACAUGAGCAGAAUUGAUGUGCAGCAAAACAGUGGUAGAUGGUGUUAUACAUGAGUAUAAUAGGCAGCUAUGUGUGGGUCAUGUGAUAGGCUCUCUUCCAAUAAACAUGAAAAAACAAAGUCAGACUGUCAGUGUUUUUUUUUUCAUCACUGGAGGUUGUUCAGUUCCUUUCCUGUUUUCCAACAAGAAAUACAAAAGACCCUUCCACAGUUUUUUACAACUUUUGACAUGGUCUAGUAAGCAAAACUCAGAAUUAACACCCUAAAAUUACUUGUGAUUUUCAGGCACUCUUUUCCGUUUUUUUUAUUGCUUUUUGCUAGCUUACCGUCAUUGUCAAAAGGUAAAAAAGGAGUGGAAGAUUCUAUUUCCAAGGAAGAAAUAACGUUUUAUUAAUACAGACUUGUAUUCUCAGUUAAGAGCAGCAGAUGGUGAUAAAAUCCUUGAAGAGAAAGAGAAGGAAGAAGAACAAAGAGAAGAAGAAGCAGAAAGUGAUAUCCAGAAAACAACACUGUGGUCAAGACUUUCUGAAAUGUCUGUUGAGAAUGAGGAGAAACUUUUACAUUUACAUGAAGAGGAACAAGGAUCACUUGAGGAUCAUAACAUACAUGAUGAGACAACAAAGAGUUCAGUAGACUUACAGUCAAAAUGUACUGAAAAUCUAUCUACUGGAUAUAGUGAUGGUGCACAGGGUUCUGACUCUUGUGAACAGGACACCGGAAGUGACACAUGUAUUAAGGAAAAUGAACAAUCUAAAGACACAAGGACAAAAUGUGACAUUUUAUCUUCAACUGUUAAAGAAGUUUCUCCUCCCUCAGAAAACAUUUGUAUUGAGGCUGUUGGAAAUGAAGAAAAGUCACAAGUUAGUGAUUCAGAAGAUGAAUCACAGGAUUCUGGACCUGGCAACUCAGAUAACAUUGAUGAGAAAAAUGCGACAGGGCAACUAUUGACAAGGGAUGAGUUACUUGCAUUGUUUAAAAUGCUUCACAUGAGUAAAUUAGAGGAGUCAGGUCAACAUACACAGACUACAGUUCUUACCACUGUUGGGUUGGUAAGUACUUUGCAAUCAACUAUUAAAAAUAAUAAUUUUUUAUCAUUGUAAUUUUCCUGCCAUGGUUUGUACUGUACCAGGCCAAAUCAGUAGCUCAAGAUCAUUAUGUUCUUUGUUCUUGUAUGAUAGCUUGUUUUGUGUAUGUUGAAUUACCAAAAAUACUAUUCAAAUAUUAAUAAGAAAAAAGAAAUCAUUUUUCUGUUCAAUUUUAAUGUUAUUUGACAGUCACUAGCCAUGGUGUUACAGAAACAGAAUUGCUCUUAAAGGUGCAACAAACAACAAGUUACCUUUCACAAAAAUGUUUUCACUUACCAUGGCAAAACAUCUGCAGGCACACCUACUUUAAGAAUUCAAUCUCAUGCAAGGUUAAAAUUGUCAGUCCAGUUGCUUAAAAGUAGCAUUUUUGUUACUAAUAAGCUUACUAAUAUUUUGAACUGGGAUGCCUUCAGGUUGGGUAUCCAAAUGUUGGGAAAAGUUCAACAAUCAACACACUUUUGAAUGACAAGAAAGUUCCUGUAUCAGCUACUCCAGGACGAACGAAACACUUUCAGGUGCGUGACACUGUUGAAAUAAAUAAGGAUGAUGAAAGUGAGAACGAUGUGCACACUUAUCUCCCAUCUUCUUGUGCCCAUGUUAAUUUCAUGCACUGCAGGCUACACAGGCUAUCAAGGGAUCAACUGGUCAAGACAACUUAAAGUACAUGACCCAGCCAAAAUGUUGUCAUAUGUAAUAACAUAAUAACUUGCUCUGAACCAACAAGUCAUGAGGAUAACAAUAACAGAAGUUUGGGCUUACAAAUUUCACAGAAGUGUAAAGCUGCUUCCAUGAAACACUACAUUCCUCCUUCUUCGUACCUCCCUCAAAAUAUGUUGCCUCAUCUUGCCACUACUGAGUUUAGAGUUUGUAAUUUAAAUGUUGUUCUAACAAAGAAGUGAUUGUUUUAUUUCAGACUCUGUAUGUUAAUGAUGAGGUCCUCCUGUGUGACUGCCCAGGCCUGGUUUUUCCUUCAUUUGUCUCAACAAAAGCAGACAUGAUUCUGAAUGGCAUUUUACCAAUCGACCAGAUGAGAGACCAUAUUCCUCCAGUUUCUCUUAUAUCUUUUUCGUCUUGAAACUAUAUUGUCAAAAGUGAAUAUCUUCCAUUGGCUUGUCACUCAUCCUGCUGUGCAAGCACAUGUCUUCUAUUUCUUGUGUUAAGCAAAGCAAAUAAGAAAUACCUACGGAGGCUCUUUUGCGUCACAUGACCUGAAAACGUAUGCUCAGUUAUUCUUUUGUCUAAUUAAUUUUACAGUAGGAGCUGACUCUGAGGAGAUAUCAUGCCUCAGCACUUGUAACUUAGUUGUCUUUUCCUUUUGUUGGCGUUUUGUCAGUUGAAACUAUUAGAGCGUUGAGGCAUUAUAAUUUGAAAGUUAUCAAUGUUGUAACAGUUCUUUGCUAGGACAUUAAUUCUUUUAAGAAAGUAUCUUUUUCCCUAACUAUAUUCACCUCUGUCAAAGAAUUCCUCGCGCUGUUCUUGAAGUGGUUUAUGGUAUAACUAUUCCGCCACCACAAGAAGAAGAUGACAGCAACAGGGCACCAUUUGCAGACGAACUACUCUCGGCAUACGGGCGUAAGUCAGUUGUUUGUAUUACUAUGGAACAGGAAGCUUGAAAGUAAAAAAAUAAUACGUUACUUCGAAAUUUUCGUUCAGCUGCAGUUCAGUUUCAGUUUGAACUUCUAUAAUUGAGCAACCUUUCUGAUUUGGACUGCAGUUCUAUUUUCAAAACUGAGGUUGUUGGUUUGGUCGUACUGACCCAGCGUUCCCCGUCUUGAAUCUAGGCACAAAACCGUAUAUGGCUAUUUUAGGCCAUCCUUAUGUCGUUUUUAUACUCGGAUUUUUUAAAUAGUGAAAUCAUGCCGGACUCUUAAGUUGUUAUUCCUGUUAAACUAUCUUUACUCUCAUGUUUACGUUCGGGGUGAUUGUGUUUAUAGAUGUCAGAGGUUUCAUGACUUCACACGGAAUCCCUGACGGCUCCAGAUCGGCUCGCUAUAUUCUGAAAGAUUACGUCAAGGUGAACAAUUUAAUUGUCAGCUUUGCUAGCCAAGAUUUGUAUGCAAGCAGUGCCUAUAAAUCCAUGCAUUUGCUCUUUAUAGGAGAUUUUUUUUCCCAUUGACAUACAUUUACGGUUCUCAGUCACCCUCAAGAUUCCGAUCGAAAUACUGUUUUUAUGUUUUUGCAGGGAAAAUUGUUGUACUGCAUUGUACCUCCUGGAGAAGACGAAAAACAAUUUGAACAAAUGGGAUACAAAGUACAGAAACUUAUCGACGCUGAAGGCAAAGAAACUAACAAAAAAGAUAAAGUUCACAGACAGGUGACACAUUGUAUACAUCAUUGUUGGCUUCGCCGGCAUCAGCAGAAUUUGUACCAUUUUAGCCCUCGUUGAACAAAUUCAAGCGAUCAGCAAUCCUCUUUUUUAUUUAGUUAUUGAAACUACUUAAACUUAACAAUAAAAAAAAGAUUACUCAGCCACCUGCUGCAAUAACCAUCUUUCGUUCUUUUUUUUUUUUAGAUGAAUGAUGUUGACAAGGAUUUCUUCAAACAGGUAUUUCCUUUUCUAUAAAGCCUUGUUUCGUUAUUACCUUCGAUGUAUAGAGCUGUUUUGUCUUUUAAGAUCAGUUCAAACAUAAAGUAAUCCCAUGAAGUUUUAUUUUUCGCAAAAGCUGUCUUUGAUCUUUUCUUUUAAGGAACACGUCCGCUACUUCUCUCGUGGUGUUACGCUUGGACCCAGGCCGCUCGGGGGAGCGAUCUCUGGACAAGACGGCGCUAUGCCUUACAAGCCUUGGAAGAAACAUUGCAACAAAAAUAAGAGAGAAAAACUCCGACGGCUGGCCAAGAAGUAGAAUCAAGAUAAUCAUAAACAAG
Molecule: messenger RNA, 4758 nt
Organism: Porites lobata
Lineage: Eukaryota; Metazoa; Cnidaria; Anthozoa; Scleractinia; Poritidae
Source: the annotation of a GenBank genome assembly